Coregonus sp. 'balchen' is the source of this 22214-nucleotide messenger RNA. The record is from the annotation of a GenBank genome assembly. Lineage: Eukaryota; Metazoa; Chordata; Actinopteri; Salmoniformes; Salmonidae.
AUCCUGCACCUGGACAAUACUGUGGUGGACCUGGAGACUCUACAAGCCCUCUACGAAAACGUAAGGCUCUCAUCUCUCAUCCCUGAGUCGAAAGGAAGGCGUGUCUUGGGCCAGGAUUCAAACACGUGCAAAUAAAUGAGCAUCACACUGCGUGGCUAAUCUGUGUUGGUUUGAAUCCUGGCCUUUAGUCUUAUGGUUGGCUGUCAAUGUAACGUAUCCAGUCUAUGAUGGACUCCCCUUAGUUCAGCCCCCAGUGCCUGGCAUGUCACUAUGGACCUCAAUCACCAACCGUUCAGUAAGGAACAGAAGAGCUUAUGUGAAGUCCUUGUAAGAAAUAAUUUAUUUACAGUAUCGCUUUGUUCAGGCCUUGGUAUAGCAAUCUGUUCUAGUUUCUUCAGGCCUUGUUUUAGCAAUGUGUUCUGGUUUCUUCAGGCCUUGUUUUAACAAUGUGUUCUGGUUUCUUCAGGCCUUGUUAUGACAAUGUGUUGGCUGUUGCUUCAUGACAAACGGUGAGAUGGUGUGAUUAUCACUGCUGGUUCUUGGACCGUCAUCAACAUUCUGACAAACUGAGGCUGUUCGUCAAGGCUGAGAUGGUCAGCUUUUCCCAGUGACACAAUUUGAUCUAGUGAUCCAUAUUCUCCAUCAAAACACAAACCUUCAGAAGGCACGUACUCCACCAGUAGAACAUAUUGACUCUUACAGUUCAACAGAGAGAGACUGACAGUAUCUCUGAACCUAAUAACCAUGUGACCUCAGUCAGAAGUCUCCUAGUAUCUCUGAACCUAAUAACCAUGUGACCUCAGUCAGAAGUCUCCUAGUAUCUCUGAACCUUAUAACCAUGUGACCUCAGUCAGAAGUCUCCUAGUAUCUCUGAACCUUAUAACCAUGUGACCUCAGUCAGAAGUCUCCUAGUAUCUCUGAACCUUAUAACCAUGUGACCUCAGUCAGAAGUCUCCUAGUAUCUCUGAACCAUGUGACCUCAGUCAGAAGUCUCCUAGUAUCUCUGAACCUUAUAACCAUGUGACCUCAGUCAGAAGUCUCCUAGUAUCUCUGAACCUUAUAACCAUGUGACCUCAGUCAGAAGUCUCCUAGUAUCUCUGAACCUUAUAACCAUGUGACCUCAGUCAGAAGUCUCCUAGUAUCUCUGAACCAUGUGACCUCAGUCAGAAGUCUCCUAGUAUCUCUGAACCAUGUGACCUCAGUCAGAAGUCUCCUAGUAUCUCUGAACCUAAUAACCAUGUGACCUCAGUCAGAAGUCUCCUAGUAUCUCUGAACCUUAUAACCAUGUGACCUCAGUCAGAAGUCUCCUAGUAUCUCUGAACCAUGUGACCUCAGUCAGAAGUCUCCUAGUAUCUCUGAACCAUGUGACCUCAGUCAGAAGUCUCCUAGUAUCUCUGAACCAUGUGACCUCAGUCAGAAGUCUCCUAGUAUCUCUGAACCAUGUGACCUCAGUCAGAAAUCUCCUAGUAUCUCUGAACCUUAUAACCAUGUGACCUCAGUCAGAAGUCUCCUAGUAUCUCUGAACCUAAUAACUAUGUGACCUCAGUCAGAAGUCUCCUAGUAUCUCUGAACCUUAUAACCAUGUGACCUCAGUCAGAAGUCUCCUAGUAUCUCUGAACCUUAUAACCAUGUGACCUCAGUCAGAAGUCUCCUAGUAUCUCUGAACCUAAUAACCAUGUGACCUCAGUCAGAAGUCUCCUAGUAUCUCUGAACCUAAUAACCAUGUGACCUCAGUCAGAAGUCUCCUAGUAUCUCUGAACCUUAUAACCAUGUGACCUCAGUCAGAAGUCUCCUAGUAUCUCUGAACCUUAUAACCAUGUGACCUCAGUCAGAAGUCUCCUAGGAUCUCUGAACCUUAUAACCAUGUGACCUCAGUCAGAAGUCUCCUAGUAUCUCUGAACCUAAUAACCAUGUGACCUCAGUCAGAAGUCUCCUAGUAUCUCUGAACCUUAUAACCAUGUGACCUCAGUCAGAAGUCUCCUAGUAUCUCUGAACCUUAUAACCAUGUGACCUCAGUCAGAAGUCUCCUAGUAUCUCUGAACCUUAUAACCAUGUGACCUCAGUCAGAAGUCUCCUAGUAUCUCUGAACCUUAUAACCAUGUGACCUCAGUCAGAAGUCUCCUAGUAUCUCUGAACCUUAUAACCAUGUGACCUCAGUCAGAAGUCUCCUAGUAUCUCUGAACCUAAUAACCAUGUGACCUCAGUCAGAAGUCUCCUAGUAUCUCUGAACCUUAUAACCAUGUGACCUCAGUCAGAAGUCUCCUAGUAUCUCUGAACCUUAUAACCAUGUGACCUCAGUCAGAAGUCUCCUAGUAUCUCUGAACCAUGUGACCUCAGUCAGAAGUCUCCUAGUAUCUCUGAACCUAAUAACCAUGUGACCUCAGUCAGAAGUCUCCUAGUAUCUCUGAACCAUGUGACCUCAGUCAGAAGUCUCCUAGUAUCUCUGAACCUAAUAACCAUGUGACCUCAGUCAGUCUCCUAGUAUCUCUGAACCUUAUAACCAUGUGACCUCAGUCAGAAGUCUCCUAGUAUCUCUGAACCUUAUAACCAUGUGACCUCAGUCAGAAGUCUCCUAGUAUCUCUGACCCUAAUAACCAUGUGACCUCAGUCAGAAGUCUCCUAGUAUCUCUGAACCAUGUGACUUCAGUCAGAAGUCUCCUAGUAUCUCUGAACCAUGUGACCUCAGUCAGAAGUCUCCUAGUAUCUCUGAACCUAAUAACCAUGUGACCUCAGUCAGAAGUCUCCUAGUAUCUCUGAACCAUGUGACCUCAGUCAGAAGUCUCCUAGUAUCUCUGAACCUUAUAACCAUGUGACCUCAGCCAGAAGUCUCCUAGGAUCUCUGAUGUUAUUAAUAAACUAUGACAUCAGUCAGAAGUCUCCUAGUAUCUCUGAACCAUGUGACCUCAGUCAGAAGUCAAACAGAAAACAGAAACAAAUGUUUCUCAACAGAUACGAAAUGGGAUUUAAAACCUACUUAAGAAUCUAUUGAAUCAUUUAGUAGUCUUUAUUUAAUCUGUACUAAUCAAUGUUCUUCAGACGCAGUGUAUGUGUCCCCCAAAUGGCACCCUGGCCGGUUUCCUACAAAGUGCACUACUUUCGCCUCCGGGCUCCGGGUCAAAAGUAGUGCACUAUAUAGGAAAUAGGAUGUCAUUUGGGACCAAUGUAUCUCAUUCCUUUCUUAUAACAUGUGCUGCUUGGAACCAAUUACAGUAUCUGGACUACAAAUAUCUAAGUCUGGUUCUACUUCAAACACAUUCAUAUGGAAACCACAGACAGGCCUGCAGGAAUGUUUUCUGUUUACUGUGGAGGGAAUGAGUAAAAACACUGCUCUCGUUUUGCCUUCUUGAAGUGAAGUGCACAGGGUUGAUUUGUUGAUAGGGUGCCAUUUGACAGACACCCUAAACAGUCUAUACCUGAUUUAAAUGGUCUAUAUCUGAUUAAACGGACUAUACGUGGUUGAACAGUCUGUACCUGAUACUGAUUACUGGGAUGUCAUAGUUUAUUAAUAACAUCUUAAGUAUCGUACCCUUUUCUUUCCAUUUUCGCCUAAAAUGACAUACCCAAAUCUAACUGCCUGUAGCUCAGGACCUGAAGCAAGGAUAUGCAUAUUCUUGAUACCAUUUGAAAGGAAACACUUUGAAGUUUGUGGAAAUUUGAAUGUAGGAGAAUAUAAUACAUUAGAUCUGGUAAAAGAACAUUAAAAAAAACAUGAGUUUUCUAUUUUUGUUGUUGAAUUAUCUUUGAAAUGCAAGAGAAAGGCCAGACAGUGAUGUAGGAAUAUAGGUGUAAUUUAGAUUUUGUCCACAAGAUGGCAGCAUUGUGUGUGCAAAGUUUCAGACUGAUCCAGGGAAGGAUUACGUCACUACACAAUAUUUUGUAUCAAGUCUGCCAGGAGUUUUCUCAAAUGUUCCUAAUUGGUCAAUUUAUACAGUUACAAGUACAUAACUAAUAGAGAACAUACAAAAAUGCUAUGUUAAUAAACAAUUUAAGUUUACACACUCCCAGGAAUUUAUUUUUAUUUUUUAUUUAACCUUUAUUUAACUAGGCAAGUCAGUUAAGAACAAAUUCUUAUUUACAAUGACGGCCUACACCGGCCAAACCCGGACGACGCUGGGCCAAUUGUGCGCCGCCCUAUGGGACUCCCAAUCACGGCCGGUUGUGAUACAGCCUGGAAUCGAACCAGGGGGUCUGUAGUGACGCCUCAAGCACUGAGAUGCAGUGCCUUAGACCGCUGCACCACUCGGUCUGUAGUGACGCCUCAAGCACUGAGAUGCAGUGCCUUAGACCGCUGCGCCACUCGGUCUGUAGUGACGCCUCAAGCACUGAGAUGCAGUGCCUUAGACCGCUGCGCCACUCGGUCUGUAGUGACGCCUCAAGCAUUGAGAUGCAGUGCCUUAGACCGCUGCGCCACUCGGUCUGUAGUGACGCCUCAAGCACUGAGAUGCAGUGCCUUAGACCGCUGCGACACUCGGUCUGUAGUGACGCCUCAAGCACUGAGAUGCAGUGCCUUAGACCGCUGCGCCACUCGGUCUGUAGUGACGCCUCAAGCACUGAGAUGCAGUGCCUUAGACCGCUGCGCCACUCGGUCUGUAGUGACGCCUCAAGCACUGAGAUGCAGUGCCUUAGACCGCUGCGCCACUCGGGAGCUCAAUGGAAUGUCAUACAUGAUGGAUCAUUAGCUUCCCUACAGAAAAUACACUAACCUUAACACAUCUAAGGGGGGUGGAGCCAGAGACCGCAGGGGGGUCAAACUGUAGAACCCAGUUCCUACAUUUGAGGAUGUUUUACUCACGUCGGCCACGGAGAACGAGAGCCCACAGUACUCGGGAGCGGGACGUGUCGUUGGCACUUUGUUGUCGCAAAGGCGGGCGACGAAGGUGUUUAGCUUGUCCGGCAGCAAGACGUCGGUGUCCACGACUGGUUUUCCCUUUGCAAUCCGUGAUUGUCUGGAGUCCCUGUCACAAGUCUCGUGUGAGCCGUUGAAUUGCGACUCCACUUUGUCUCUGUACUGACAUUUGCCUGUUUGAUUUCCUUACGGAGGGCAUAACUGCACUGUUUGUAUUCGACCAUAUUCCCAGUCACCUUGCCGUGGUUAAAUGCGGUUGUUCAUGCUUUCAGUUUUGCGCGAAUGCUGCCAUCUACCCACGUUUUUUGGUUUGGGUAGGUUUUAAUAGUCAUGGUGGGAACAACAUCCCCUAUACACUUCCUGAUGAACUCAGUCACUGUGUCAAUGUUAUUCUCUGAGGCAACCCGGAACAUAUCCCAGUCCACGUGAUCAAAACAAUCUUGAAGCAUGGAUUCCGAUAUGUCAGACCAGCAUUGAAUAGACCUUUGCAUGGAUACUUCCUGUUUGAGUUUCUGCCUAUAGGAAGGGAGGAGCAGAAUGGAGUCGUGAUCUGAUUUGACGAAGAGAGGGCCUUGUAGCCAUCCCGGAAGGGAGAGUAACUGGUCGAAAUGCACUGCUCGACGAGGGAUCUUAGAGUUAAUUGUAUGUGUGGGGUACAGAGAUGAGGUAGUCGUUCAAAAAUCAUGUUAACACUAUUAUUGCACACAGUGAGUCCAUGCAACUUAUUAUGUGACUUGUUAAGCACAUUUGUACUCCUGAACUUAUUUAGGCUUGCCAUAACAAAGGGGUUAAAUACUUAUUGACUCGACAUUUCAGCUUUUCAUUUUUAAUUAAUUUGUAAACAUUUCAAAAAACAUAAUUCGACCUUGACAUUAUGGGGUAUUGUGUGUAGGCCAGUGCCAAAAAAUGUCAAUUUAAUACAUUUUUAAUUCAGGCUGUAACACAACAAAAUGUGGAAGAAGAGAGACCCUGUCUCCCAGAGCCACAGAGAGAGACCCCGUCUCCCAGAGCCACAGAGAGAGACCCUGUCUCCCGGAGCCACAGAGAGAGACCCUGUCUCCCAGAGCCACAGAGAGAGACCCUGUCUCCCAGAGCCACAGAGAGAGGCCCUGUCUCCCGGAGCCACAGAGAGAGACCCUGUCUCCCGGAGCCACAGAGAGAGACCCUGUCUCCCAGAGCCACAGAGAGAGACCCUGUCUCCCAGAGCCACAGAGAGAGACCCUGUCUCCCGGAGCCACAGAGAGAGACCCUGUCUCCCGGAGCCACAGAGAGAGACCCUGUCUCCCGGAGCCACAGAGAGAGACCCUGUCUCCCGGAGCCACAGAGAGAGACCCUGUCUCCCGGAGCCACAGAGAGAGACCCUGUCUCCCGGAGCCACAGAGAGAGACCCUGUCUCCCGGAGCCACAGAGAGAGACCCUGUCUCCCGGAGCCACAGAGAGAGACCCUGUCUCCCGGAGCCACAGAGAGAGACCCUGUCUCCCGGAGCCACAGAGAGAGACCCUGUCUCCCGGAGCCACAGAGAGAGACCCUGUCUCCCAGAGCCACAGAGAGAGACCCUGUCUCCCAGAGCCACAGAGAGAGACCCUGUCUCCCAGAGCCACAGAGAGAGACCCUGUCUCCCAGAGCCACAGAGAGAGACCCUGUCUCCCAGAGCCACAGAGAGAGACCCCGUCUCCCAGAGCCACAGAGAGACCCCGUCUCCCGGAGCCACAGAGAGAGACCCCGUCUCCCGGAGCCACAGAGAGAGACCCUGUCUCCCAGAGCCACAGAGAGAGACCGACUGCGUUCCACCCCACUUUUGACCAGGGCCUAUUGGGCUACGGUCAGAAGUUGUGCACUAUAUAGGGUAUAAUUUGGGACUCAGCCUAUGAUUAGGUCUAGCUCGGAGAGCCACAGAGACCCUGUCUAGCAUGAAGACAUUUUAAAAGGGCAAUCUGUGAUUGAUACAUCUAUUUUGUUAAACAUUUAAAUUGAUAAGUAGCCAUUGAUUCUUGAAUAAAUAUAUCAUUUGAUAUCAUGGAUGAUCAGUCCUUAGCAUCCGUAGCACUGUCUAUGAAUUUGAGAGGUUUCUUUUCUCAGCCUCCCAUCUCUAAGCUGUUAACCAAAAAAGUGGAGUGGCAGCUUGGCUUUUUUUGUUUGAAUUCCAGAUUGUCCCGCUAACCAGCGACCCUCAAUAUCAUAUAGAUGGUGGAAACGUCCAAUAGCAUAUGUUCCAACACAUUGUGUCAGUCAGUCAGUCAGGGUCAGGGGGCCCCUCUCUCUCUCUCUCCCUGCCUGCCGAUGCCCCAGGCUCCGUUUCAAGACGGACUUUGUUUUCCUAGAUUUAGUUUUGGCUCGUUACGUAGGUGUAGGCCUCCAUCCUGUCGCCUUGUCCACAGUGCUACAGACAGAGUGCACUAGUCAGCCCAGUCUCUUCCCUGAGGCCCAAAUGGCACCCAAUGCCCUAAAUAGUCCACUAUGGGCCCUGUUCAAAAGUAGUGCACUAUAUUAAGAGUAGGGUGCCGUUUGAGCCUCCAGACCCAGUAUCCCUCCAGUCUGUCUUCUUCCCAUGAGGUGAUUCUGUUCUGCUGUGGGGUGGUGGGGGCAUUGGCGCCUCAGCCACUCUCUGGCCACUCCAACAUGGCACCAACACAACGACCAUGAGAACGACACCAACCUACUAGUAGUUCAAGUCUGGGAGAGGGAGGCUCAAUCCCAACCUACUAGUAGUUCAAGUCUAGGAGAGGGAGGCUCAAUCCCAACCUACUAGUAGUUCAAGUCUGGGAGAGGGAGGCUCAAUCCCAACCUACUAGUAGUUCAAGUCUGGGAGAGGGAGGCUCAAUCCCAACCUACUAGUAGUUCAAGUCUGGGAGAGGGAGGCUCAAUCCCAACCUACUAGUAGUUCAAGUCUGGGAGAGGGAGGCUCAAUCCCAACCUACUAGUAGUUCAAGUCUGGGAGAGGGAGGCUCAAUCCCAACCUACUAGUAGUUCAAGUCUGGGAGAGGGAGGCUCAAUCCCAUCCUACUAGUAGUUCAAGUCUGGGAGAGGGAGGCUCAAUCCAAACCUACUAGUAGUUCAAGUCUGGGAGAGGGAGGCUCAAUCCCAACCUACUAGUAGUUCAAGUCUGGGAGAGGGAGGCUCAAUCCCUUCCUACUAGUAGUUCAAGUCUGGGAGAGGGAGGCUCAAUCUCAUUCUACUAGUAGAGGGAUGUGGAGUAGUAAUGUAGCCAUCCUCUGGCUGUGGUUCAAUGUGAAGUGGUAAUGUAGCCAUCCUCUGGCUGUGGUUCAAUGUGAAGUGGUAAUGUAGCCAUCCUCUGGCUGUGGUUCAAUGUGGAGUGGUAAUGUAGCAAGACUUUCAUAUCACAAAUGCUUGUGUUUCUAGCGCCAACAGUGCAGUAAUACCUAGCAAUAACAAAUAAAUAUAAAUAAAGAACACAUAAUCGAGAAAAAUAAAAUUAUACGUUAUAUAGGAUGAGCUAGAAUACAGUUUAUACAUAAAGUGGGUGAAACAGUAUGUAAACAUCAUUAAAGUGACCAGUGAUUCCAUGUACCUAUUGUACAUAGGGCAGCAGUCUCUAAGGUGCAGGGUUGAGUAACCGGGUGGUAGCCGGCUACUAACAGUGACUAAAGUUCAGAGCAGGGUACUGGGCUGAGACCGGCUAGUGUUGUCUGUUUAACAGUCUGAUGGCCUUGAGAUAGAAGUGACAUCUGGUGCUGUAGAUGUCCUGGAGGACAGGCAGUGUGCCCCUGGUGAUGCGUUGGGCUGACCGCACCACCCUCUGGACAGCCAUGCGGUUGCGGAUGGUGCAAUUGCCGUACCAGGCGGUGAUACAGCCCGACAGGAUGCUCUCAAUGGUGCAUCUGUAGAAGUUUGUGAGGAUCUUCGGGGCCAGCCUCCUAUGGCUUCAGCCUCCACCACGCCAUCUGUGUGAAGGGACCAUUUCAGGUUGUCAACGAUGUGCUGCCGAGGAACUUGAAGCUUUUGACCCCAUCCGCUGCGGCCCCGUCGACGUGGAUGGCGGCGUGCUCUCUCUGCUGUCUCCUGUAGUCCACGGUCAGCUCCUUCGUUUUGUUGACGGAGAGGUUAUUUUCCUAGAACCACUCCGCCAGGUCUCUCGCCCGUCUCCAUCGUUGUUGGUAAUCAGGCCUGCCACUGUUGUGUCGUGUUGAGGUGGUGUUGUCUACCUUCACCUCCUGGGGGCAGCCUGUCAGGAUUCACUCCCAGGGCCCUGAGCUUAGUGACGAUGUUGGAGGGCACUAUGGUGUUAUAAUAAUAUUAAUAAUAAUAAUAUGCCAUUUAGCAGACGCUUUUUUCCAAAGCGACUUACAGUCAUGCGUGCAUACAUUUUUACGUAUGGGUGGUCCCGGGGAUCGAACCCACUACCUUGGCGUUACAAGCGCCGUGCUCUACCAGCUGAGCUACAGAGGACCAGCUGUAGUCGAUGAACAGCAUUAUUACGUGGGUAUUCCUCUUGUCCAGAUGGGAUAGGGCAGUGUGCAGUGCGACGGCGAUUGCGUCAUCCGUGGAUCUGUUUUGGGUGGUAUGCAAAUUGUAGUGGGGAUAAGGUGGAGGUGAUAUGGCCCUUAACUAGCCUCUCAAAGCACUUCAUGAUGACGGAAGUGAGUGCUACAGGGCGAUAAUCCUUUAGUUACCUUUUGCUUUUUUGGGGGUACAGGAACAAUGGUGGACAAUACUGUAUUGAAGCAAGUGGGGACAGCAGACGAUGUCCGUAAACACUCCAGCCAGCUGGUCUGCACAUGCUCUCAGGACACUGCUUGGGAAGCCGUCUGGGCCGGCCGGCAGCCUUGGGAGGGUUAACGCCUUAAAUGACUUCAUAACAUCGGCUACGGAGAACGAGAGCCCACAGGUUGACAACAGCAGUUUGACAUGUAACAGUCCCAUUUAUUUCAGUUGUCAUUUUGUGCCAGUUCUUGGGGAUUUAUGACUAACCAGUGGAAGCAUUGUAGAACAAUUUAAAACCACUGUUCUGAACUACACUGAAGAAAAAUAUCAACGCAACAUUCGGUCCCAUGUUUCAUGAGCUGAAAUAAAAGAUACCAGAAAUUAAACAGCAUGAUCAUUACAUAGGUGCACCUUGUGCUGGGGACAAUAAAAGGCCGCUCUAAAAUGUGCAGUUUUGUCACACUAUACAAUGCCACAGAUGUCUCAAGUUUUGAGGGAGCAUGCAAUUGGCGUGCUGACUGCAGGAAUGUCCGCCAGAGCUGUUGCCAGAGAAUUUAAAGUUCAUUUCCCUACCGUAAGCUGCCUCCAACAUCGCUUUAGAGAAUUUGGCAGUAUGUCCAACCUGCCUCACAACCGCAGACUAUGUGUAACCACGCCUGCCCAGGACCUCCACAUUUGAAUGCACAGAGAUACCGUGACGAGAUCCUGAGGCCAGUUGUCGUGCCAUUCAUCCGCCGCCAUCACCUGAUGUUUCAUCAUGAUAAUGCACGGCCCCAUGUCGCAAGGAUCUGUACACAAUUCCUGGAAGCUGAAAAUGUCCCAGUUCUUCCAUUGCCUGCAUUCUCACCAGACAUGUCACCCAUUGAGCAUGUUUGGGAUGCUCUGGAUCGACGUGUACGACAAUGUGUUCCAGUUCCUCCCAAUAUCCAGUGACUUCGCACAGCCAUUGAAGAGGAGUGUGACAUUCCACAGGCCAUAAUCAACAGCCUGAUCAACUCUAUGCGAAGGAGAUGUGUAGCGCUGCAUGAGAAAAAUGGUGGUCACACCAGAUACUGACUGGUUUUCUGAUCCACGUCCCUAACUUUUUUUUUAAAGGUAUCUGUGACCAACAGAUGCAUAUCUGUAUUCCCAGUCAUGUGAAAUCCAUAGAUUAGGGCGUAACAUUUUUUUUUCAAUUGACUGGUUUCCUUAUGUACUGUAACUCAGUAAAAUCUUAGAAAUUGUUGCAUGUUGCAUUUUUUAUUUUUUGUUCUGUGUAUACCAAACGUUUUAGGGUCCUUCCAUAGCUCGGCUACAUACAGUGCCUUCGGAAAGUUUUCAGACCCCUUGACUUUUUCCACAAAAAAAAAUGUUUUAUUAUCCUCAGCAAUCUACACACUACACACACUACCCAAUAAGGAAGAAGCAAAAAAAGGUUUUUAGAAAUUGUUGCAAAUGUAUUAAAAAUAAAAACAGAUACUUUAUUUACAUAAGUAUUCAGACCCUUUGCUCUGAGACUCAAAAUUGCGCUCCGGAGCAUCCUGUUUCCAAUGAUCAGCCUUGGUGUUUCUACAACUUGAUUGGAGUCCACCUGUGGUCAAUUCAAUUUAUUGGACAUGAUUUGGAAAGGCUAUAUAAGGUCCCACAGUUGACAGUGCAUUUCAGAGCAAAAACCAAGACAUGAGGUUGAAGGAAUUGUCCGUAGAGCUCCGAGACAGGAUUGUGUCGAGGUACAGAUCUGGGGAAGGGUAUCAAAACAUUUCUGCAGCAUUGAAGGUCCCCAAAAACACAGUGGCCUCCAUCAUUCUCAAAUAGAAGAAGUUUGGAACCACCAAAACUCUUCCUAGAGCUGGCCGCCCGGCCAAACUGAGCAAUCGGGGGAGUAGGGCCUUGGUCAGGGAGGUGACAAAGAAACCAAUGGUCACUCUGACAGAGUUCCUAUGUGGAGAUGGGAGAACCUUCCAGAAGGACAACCAUCUCUGCAGCACUCCACCAAUCAGGCAUUUAUGGUAGAAUGGCCAGACGGAAGCCACUCCUCAGUAAAAGGCACAUGACAGCCAGCUUGGAGUUUGCCAAAAGGCACCUAAAGGACUCAGACCAUGAGAAACAAGAUUCUCUGGUCUGAUGAAACCAAGAUUGAACUCUUUGGCCUGAAUGCCAAGUGUCACGUCUGGAGGAAACCUGGCACCAUCCCUACGGUGAAGCAUGGUGGUGGCAGCAUCAUGCUGUGGGGAUGUUUUUCAGCAGCAGGGACUGGGAGACUAGUGAGGAUCGAGGGAAAGAUGAACAGAGAAAAGUACAGAGAGAUCCUUGAUGAAAACCUGCUCCAGAGCGCUCAGGACCUCAGACUGGGGCGAAGGUUCACCUUCCAACAGGACAACGACCCUAACCACACAGCCAAGACAAAGCAGGAGUGGCUUCGGGACAAGUCUCUGAAUGUCCUUGAGUGGCCCAGCCAGAGCCUGGACUUGAACCCGAUCGAACAUCUCUGGAGAGACCUGAAAUUAGCUGUGCAGCAACGCUCCCCAUCCAACGUGACCGAGCUUGAGGAUCUGCAGAGAAGAAUGGGUUGAACUCCCCAAAUACAGUUGUGCCAAGCUUGUAGCGUCAUACCCAAGAAGACUCGUUGCUGUAAUCACUGCCAAAGGUGCUUCAACAAAGUACUGAGUAAAGGGUCUGAAUACUUAUGUAAAUGUGAUAUUUCAGUUUUUAUUUUUUAUAAAUUAACAAAAAUGUCUAAACCUGAAUUGGGACUGCACUUCCAUUCCAAAGAGCUCGUGGGAUUAAGCAAAAAACGGAGGGGAGGGGGCUAAGGGGGUGGGGGUAUUGAGCUCCUCCACUUAGUUAACGUACCCCUCCUCUCUGUUACCCCUCCACUCCUCCACUUAGUUAACGUACCCCUCCUCUCUGUUACCCCACUCCUCCACUUAUUACGUACUCCUCCUCUCUGUUACCCCUCCACUCCUCCACUUAGUUAACGUACCCCUCUUCUGUUACCCCCCAUCCCCCACUUAUUUAACGUACCCCCUCUCUUUUUACCCCUCAUCCCCAUUUGUUAAGUACCCUCUCUUUUACCCCUCCACUCCCCCAUUUAUUUAACGACCCCUCCCUCUUUUCCCCCUCCACUCCCCCACUUAUUUUAACGUACCCCUUCUCUUUACCCCUCCACUCCUCCACUUUAACGACCCCUCUUUUUACCCCUCCACUCCCCCCUUUAGUUAACGUACCCUCUCUGUUCCCCUCCACUCCUCCAUUAUUAACGUACCCUCCUCUCUGUUACCCCCCCACUCCCCAUUAUUUUAACGUACCCCUCCUCUCGUUACCCCCCCAUCCUCCAUUUGUUAAGUCCCCCUCCUUCUUUUUCCCCCUCCACCCCACUAGUUAACGUAUCCUCUCUUUUCCCCCUCCACUUAUUUAAAAGUACUCCCUCUGUACCCCCCAAAACUCCCCCUUUAUUUAACGUCCCCCCUCCUCUCUGUUCCCCCCUCCACUCCUCCACUUAGUUAGCGUACCCCUCCUCUCUGUUACCCCUUCACUCCUCCACUUAGUUAGCGUACCCCUCCUCUCUGUUACCCCCACUUAGUUAGGUACCCCCUCCUCUCUGUUACCCCCCACUCCCCCAUUUAUUUUAACUACCCCUCCUCUCUGUUACCCCUUCACUCCUCCACUUAGUUAGCGUACUCCUCCUCUCUGUUACCCCUCCACUCCUCCACUUAGUUAACGUAUCCCCCCUCCUUUUUACCCCCCACUCCUCCACUUAGUUAGCGUACUCCUCUCUUUUACCCCUCAUCCUCCACUUAGUUAGCGUAUCCUCCUCUCGUUACCCCUCCACUCCUCACUUAGUUACGACCCCUCCUUCUGUUACCCCCCCAUCCCCCAAAUUAGUUAGGUACCCCCUCUCUGUUACCCCUCCACUAUCCCAUAGUUAACGUACCCUCUCCGUUUACCCUCCACUCCUCCACUAGUUAAGUCCUCCUCUCUGUUACCCCCCCAAACUCCUCCAUUAGUUAGGUAUCCUCCCUCUGUUUACCCUCCAUUUCCCCCACUUAGUUAACCGACCCUCCUCUGUUACCCUCCACUCCCUCACUUAGUUAGCGUACCCUCCUCUCUGUACCCUCACUCCUCACUUAGUUAACGUCCCUCCUCUCUGUUCCCUUAACCCCCCCCCCCACUUAUAACGUCCUCCUCCUGUUACCCUCCUCCUCCACUUAGUUACGUACCCCUCCUUUUCCCUUUUUUUUUAACCCCUCACUCCUCCACUUAGUUAGCGUACCCUCCUCUCUGUUACCCCUCCACUCCUCCUUUAGUUAACGAAACCCCUCCUCUCUUUACCCCCCCACCCUCCUCCACUUAGUUAACGUACCCCUCUCUGUUACCCCUCCACUCCUCCUUUUACGUACCCCCCUCCGCUCUGUUACCCCUCCACUCCUCUCACUUGUUAACUUACUCCUCCCUUGUUACCCACCCUCCCUUAGUUUUUAGCGUCCCCCCUCUGUUACCCAUCCACUCCUCCACUUAGUUACGCCUCCUCUCUACCCCUCCACUCCCCACUUAGUUAGCGUCCUCCUCUCUGUUACCCCUCCACUCCUCCACUUAGUUAGCGUACCCCUCCUCUCUGUUACCCCUCCCCCCUCCUCCACUUAGUUAACGUACUCCUCCUCUGUUACCCCUCCACUCCUCCACUUAGUUAACGUACUCCUCUCUGUUACCCCUCCACUCCUCCACUUAGUUAGCGUACCCCUCCUCUCUGUUACCCCUCCACUCCUCCACUUAGUUAGCGUCUCCUCUCUGUUACCCCUCCACUCCUCCACUUAGUCGUACCCCUCCUCUCUGUUACCCCUCCACUCCUCCACUUAGUUAACCCUCUCCUCUUUGUACCCCUCCACUCUAAACUUAGUUAGCGUACCCCUCCUCUCUGGUUACCCCUUCCUCUCCACUUAUUUAACGUACCCCUCCCCCUCUUGUUACCCUCCUAGUACUUGUUACCUCAUCCUUCUGGUACCCAUCCACUCCUAACUUAGGUAACGUUACCCCUCCUCUCUGUUACCCCUCCACUCCUCCACUUAGUUAACGUACUCCUCUCUGUUACCCCUCCACUCCUCCACUUAGUUAGCGUACCCCUCCUCUCUGUUACCCCUCCACUCCUCCACUUAGUUAGAGUACCCCUCUCUGUUACCCCUUCACUCUUCCACUCCGUUAACUUGGUCCUCCUCAUCACUCAGUACUUCCACCAUCUCUUAUGGCUGGAAGGAAAAAGGGGAAGAAUGGAGGAGGAGAACAUAUAAAUGUUUGUCUGGCUGCUUAUUCAGGGACGAUGGAAAGCAGGCGUGUUUAAUGGCUGUCUAGGAUGGAGAGCCGGACCAGAGAGAGAAAUACACAAUUUAACUAAAAGUUGAAUAGGACCAUUUCUCUCUACAUGAUGAUUCUGUCAUGCUUCUAUUUGUUUAGGGCAUGUGUUCUCGGUCUGAUUCUGAUUUGGAUCUGCCUGUGUCCAAAUGACACCCUAUUCCCUAUAGGUUCUGUUCAAAAAGUAGUGCACUAUGUAGGGAAUAGGGUGCAAUUUGGGAUGCACACUGAGAUACUAUUACUGAUUUAUUGUCCCCGGCCAAGAAAUACCUUACAUGUAUAUAUUGUCUUUUGAUAACGGUCUCUCGGUCCUCAUUUAUAACCUUUCAUUCACAACUCCACCAGUUGGAAAAAGGCUUGUUUUUAUUAAACCCCUGUUUAAUGAGAAGCAGAGAGAGAGUUUGCCCUUGUGGACAGAUGGUAAAGUGAACAGAAUACUUAUCACUGUUUGCGUCCCAAACGGUACCCUUCUCCCUACAUAGGCCUCUGGUCAAAGGUAGUGCGCUAUAUAGGGAAUAGGGGGCCAUAGGCCUCUGGUUAAAGGUAGUGCGCUAUAUAGGGAAUAGGGGGCCAUUUGGGACACACACUGUGUUUGAUGCCCACAUUUUGAAGGGUUGUAGAACUGUGUGGGGAGCGGAGCAGAGUUGUAGAAAUGUGUGGGGAGCAGAGUUGUAGAAAUGUGUGGGGAGCGGAGCAGAGUUGUAGAAAUGUGUGGGGAGCAGAGUUGUAGAAAUGUGUGGGGAGCGGAGCAGAGUUGUAGAAAUGUGUGGAGUGGGGAGCGGAGUAAAGGCCUUGAAGGUUUUAAUUUGGGAUUGAUUAUGUGAUGUAGCUUAAUGGAUCUGAGUUUCCAAAGUUUACAUUCUGGCCGGCUGAAUGGAUCGGUCCUGCCAGACUCUUCAAGGCUUGUCACUCUAACAGCCAGCUGUAGGAUACGUCCCAAAUGGCACCCUAUUCCCUAUAUGGUGCACUACUUUAGACCAGAGCCCUAUGACACCCUAUUCCCUAUAUAGUGCACUACUUUAGACCAGAGCCCUAUGACACCCUAUUCCCUAUAUAGUGCACUACUUUAGACCAGAGCCCUAUGACACCCUAUUCCCUAUACAGUGCACUACUUUUGAUGACUACGACUCUAUGGGCUCUGGUCAAAGGUAGUUCACUGUAUAUGGAAUAUGUAGCCGUUAGAGAUGCAGCCAGAAUGCUUAAAUGGUGACGGGUGUUCCUCUCGCUUCAGUCCUCCAUGGGGGUAUUUAUUUAUUUAUUUUUUCUUACUAAUUUGCGUGGUUCCUUCCUCUUUUGAUCACAGCCAUUUUCCCUCCAUCUUAUUGUAAGCAUUUGAAAUGGUUAGAGGUGAUGUCUGUCUGGCCAUAUGGCUGUGUAUGGAGUCUUUUAAUGUGGAAAGCUAAGCGUUGUUUACCAAAGGUGUUAACGCUGCGGACGGUUUAGAACUGCCGCCAUGUUUAUGUCUUGAUAUCCAGGAACAUUUUGGAGAGACUCACUCACCAGCCUUUUGUUGUCAUUAUUCAGUGAACGUUACACUAUAAAUGUGAUCUGGGCACGAUGAUAACCAAUGUGGAGUUGAUUGUUGAUCGAUGUUGUAUAGAGGCUAAAUGCUGAUGCUUGUACGCAGGUUGACGUUUAUUGUCAUGAAUCUUGCUCUGGAGGCAGAACUGAGCAAUGGGGCAGCUGCAAAGUCAAAAUUGGCUACAGUAUAUUGUAAGAACUUGUUUAAAAAAAAGCAACAUACAAAAUAUUAAGGUUUGUCUUAGGCAUUAGAGUUAGCAGUGUGGUUAGGGUUAGGUUUCAAAUCAGAUUGUAUGACUUUGUGGCUGUGCCAACUAGUGACCACUGCAGAGCUGCCUCCAGGGCAAGAUUCAUGACAAUAAAUGCCAACCUGCUGCUUGCAUAGGCUACAUGCUGAUGUAUGCAUGUACAGUGAGUUGGUCUUAGAAUAAGUUCCCAGCGCAAAUAUUACUGAUCAUUUUAAAACCCACACUGUGCAAUUUUGUAUGGUUAAUUUGGUUAACAUGAGACUGUCAGUCAGAGGGGCCCAGCAGUCCUAGGAGCCCUGGGAAAAUUGGCCCUUAGACAUUGUUUCUCAACCCCAAAUGUUCCAUAAUUUAGGCGUCAACCACAUCAUCAGUUAUGUUACAGCAGUACAGUAAGUGGGCGGCAGGUUGCCUAGCGUUUAGGAGCGUUGGGCCAGUAACCCGAAAGGUCGCUGGAUCGAAUCCCCAAGCCGACUUGGUGAGAUCUGUCUAUGUGCCCUUGAGCAAGGCACUUAACCCUGAUUGCUCUUGUAAGUGGCUGUGGAUAAGAGCGCCUGCUCUAGAGGAAAUGUUUUAGACUGGGGCUGUGGAUAAGAGCGCCUGCUCUAGAGGAAAUGUUUUAGACUGGGGCUGUGGAUAAGAGCGCCUGCUCUAGAGGAAAUGUUUUAGACUGGGGCUGUGGAUAAGAGCGCCUGCUCUAGAGGAAAUGUUUUAGACUGGGGCUGUGGAUAAGAGCGCCUGCUCUAGAGGAAAUGUUUUAGACUGGGGCUGUGGAUAAGAGCGCCUGCUCUAGAGGAAAUGGUUUAGACUGUGGCUUUUGUCUUUUCUUGGUUUGUUUUCCUCAAGGCACCACCAGUUUAGGAGACGAUUUUCCUAGUUUGCCAUGUAAACAAGGGUCUGAUUCCCUGUGCCAGAAUAACAUACUAAAGUACUACUACUACUACUACUACUACUACUACACUACUACUACUAUUGCUAUUGCACUACUACUACUGAAGUACUACUACUACUGAAGUACUACUGCAGUACUACUACACUACUGCUACUACUGAAGUACUACUAUUACUACUACUUCUACUGAAGUACUACUACCACUGAAGUACUACUGCAGUACUACUGCUACUACUGAAGUACUACUACUACUGAAGUACUACUGCAGUACUACUACACUACUACUGAAGUACUACUACUACUGAAGUACUACUACCACUGAAGUACUACUGCAGUACUACUACUACACUACUGAAGUACUACUAUUACUACUACGACUGAAGUACUACUACUAUUACUAUUGCACUACUACUACUGAUGUACUACUACUACUGAAGUACUACUGCAGUACUACUACACUACUGCUACUACUGAAGUACUACUAUUACUACUACUUCUACUGAAGUACUACUACCACUGAAGUACUACUGCAGUACUACUGCUACUACUGAAGUACUACUACUACUACUGAAGUACUACUGCAGUACUACUACACUACUACUGAAGUACUACUACUACUGAAGUACUACUACCACUGAAGUACUACUGCAGUACUACUACUACACUACUGAAGUACUACUAUUACUACUACGACUGAAGUACUACUACUACUACUACUAUUGCACUACUACUGAAGUACUACUGCAGUACUACUACUACACUACUACUGUACUGCUGAAGUACUACUACUACCUGAAGUACUACUGCAGUACUACUACACUACUACUGUACUACUACUGAAGUUCUACUACUAUUGUACUACUGAAUUACUACUACUACUGAAGUAUUACUACUACUGUACUACUACUGUUGUACUAAUACUGAAGUACUACUACUGAAGUACUACUGCUAUGAAUGCUGAACACAUUUGUCGUAUGUGGUCUUUGAAAUCAGUGCUCUGAAUUCUUGGAAAUUAGAAUAUGUGAUGAGCACAUAUUUGAAUCUCUAAAUUGAGUGGUGUCUAAUCAGUUGAAUGUAAAUUGUGAUGUAUGUGGUCUGUCAUGUGUUCUAAUGAUUCUGUCCUGAUGUUGUCUUUUCAGAGAGCACAACAGGAUGAGAUGGAGAAGAUCGAUAAGCACAUCAAGUCAUCUAAGGACAAGGACAACGCCAAACCACUGGACAAGCCUGAGCAGUAGGUGUUCUAGAGAAUGGCAAUCAACCAAUCAUGUUCAACAAGUAGAGUCAAUCAACCAAUCAUGUUCAACAAGUAGAACGUGACUAAAAACGUAGAUUUCACUACAUGAAACGGUAGCCUCCACUACAUGAAACGGUAGCCUCCACUACAUGAAACGGUAGCCUCAAACCCAUCCCUCGAUCUCUCGUCUCCUCUAUCCCAGGUUCCUGUCCCAGUUACAUCAGAUCCCCAACUUCUCAGGCCGGGUGUUCUGUAUCCUGUUUCAGUCCACCUUCUCUGAAUGGAUCUCCUCUAUCCUGCGCAAACUGGAGAUCCUGCAGAGAGUGUGCACGGUGAGUCUUUGUGUGCACGUGGGUGUGUGUGACGUGUUUGUGUGUAUGUGGGUGUGUGUGACGUGUUUGUGUGCAGGUUUUGGCCUCUGGACCGUUUUACCAGACACUAUCAUAUUACUGAGUAAAUAUUGUCUCAAUCCUUCCACUGUGGAAAUUGUUUAAACAGGAACAUCAGCAUAGAUUGAUAUUAACAGCCGUUCUGGAUAAAGUGUGUUCAGAAAACAGUUUUCAAUAUGAAGCCAGGUGAAUGUGAAUGCUUGCUCAUAUUCAUCCCCUCAGCCUCAUAUACACUGACUCUCUCGGUCUCCCCCCCCCUCUCUCUAUGUCUCUGUCUCAAUCUCUCCUGUCUGCCCCACCCCCGUCUCUGUCUCAAUCUCUCCUGCCUGCGUCCCCCCCCCCCCCCCCCGUCCCGGUCUCAAUCUCUCCUGCCUGUCCCUUUGUUUCCCUGUCUAUAUGCAUGUCCGCCUGCCCAUCUCUUCCUCUCCAGACCCUGCAGAGUGGCCAGUGUGUGAUGCAGGUGCUGGGUCUGGUCCUGGCCUUCGGUAACUUCAUGAAUGGUGGCAACCGAACCAGAGGACAGGCUGACGGCUUUAACCUGGAUAUCCUGCCCAAGCUGAAGGAUGUCAAGAGCAGCGUGAGUGGCUGGAAGAGGCACUGCUAGGGCACUAGGACUGCACCCUAUUCCCUAUGUAGAGUCCAUCUGGUCAACUGUAGUGCACUAAAUAGGCAAUAGGAUGCCAUUAGUUAUACCUGGUUAGACAUGGUUCAUAUUGUGCUGUAAGACUGUAGUUUACUGGUCCAUUAGUUAUACCUCCUAGUUACACUGUCAGACAUGGUUCAUACUGUGCUGUGAGACUGUAGUUUACUGUUCCUACCAUAUCUUAUGAUGAUAUAAAUGUGGGUUAAAAUAUAUAUAUACAUUUUGUAAAAGCUUUGCAGAACUCUUUUGUGAGAAAGUGUGGUGAGCCUAACAUGAAUUCCGUGGCUGAACCGAAGCUAAUUUCUUCUGUCUCCCUCCUUUUUGCAGGAUAACACACGGAGUCUGCUGUCCUACAUAGUAGCUUACUAUCUGAGACACUUUGACCAGGUGGGUUGGAUCCUGUUUAUCUGAGUCCUGUUCCAAUGUUCAGACUAGGCAGGCUCUUUCUUCUGUCUUGGCACGGGGGGCAGACCAGGGCUUGACUUUUAAAGUGUAUACAUUUUUCCCUCAGUGGUAACUAAUGCCCAGGAAGAUGUUGAGCUAUAUGAAGCCCAUUUGUAAAUAAGGUGUUUAGCUAUUAGGUUCUGAUUUAGUCACAUGCACAUUGUCCCAGAUGUAGUUGCAGUGUACAGUGAAAUACUUCAGCUCUGAGCUCCAACAGUGCAGGUGUGAAUGAAACAAUAAAUACAAAAAUACAGUACCAGUCAAAAGUUUGGACACACCUACUCAUUCAAGGGUUUUUCUUUAUUUGUACUAUUUUCUACAUUGUAGCAUAAUAGUGAAGACAUCAAAACUAUUAAAUAACACAUUUUGGUUGAGGUCGGGGGAUUGUGGAGGUCAGGUCAUCUGAUGCAGCACUCCAUCACUCUCCUUCUUGGUAAAAUAGCCCUUACACAGCCUGGAGGUGUGUUGGGUCAUUGUCCUGUUGAAAAACAAAUGAUAGUCCUACUAAGCCCAAACCAGAUGGGAUGGCGUAUCGCUGCAGAAUGCUGUGGUAGCCAUGCUGGUUAAGUGUCACAGUGUGUCACCAGCAAAGCCCCCCCACACCAUAACACCUCCUCCUCCAUGCUUUACGGUGGGAAAUACACAUGCGGAGAUCAUCCGUUCACCCACAUCGCCUCUCACAAAGACACGGCGGUUGGAACCAAAAAUCUCCAACCACCUUGUCACAACACAACUGAUUGGCUCAAACGCAUUGAGGAAAGAAAUUCCACAAAUUAACUUUUAAGAAGGCACACCUGUUAAUUGAAAUGCAUUUCAGGUGACUACCUCAUGAAGCUGGUUGAGAGAAUGCCAAGACUGUGCAAAGCUGUCAUCAAGGCAAAGGGUGGCUAUUUGAAGAAUCUCAAAUAUAAAAUAUAUUUUGAUUUGUUUAACACGUUUUUGGUUACUACAUGUUUCCAUAUGUGUUAUUUCAUAGUUUUGAUGUCUUUACUAUUAUUCUACAAUGUAGAAAAUAGUAAAAAAUUAAGAAUAACCCUUGAAUGAGUAGGUGUUCUAAAGCCUUUUGGCCGGUAGUGUGUAUAUAUCUAGAUAUAGAGAUAUAUAUCUAUAUUGUAUAUACAUGUUUACAACUGUGACAAUGAUAAAUAUAAGAUACAUGUAUUUUGGGGUGGGAGCAGGGUAGAUGUCUAUUGGAGGGGGAGAAGAAUGUCCAAAUGUGGAGCAGCAGGGUGGUAGCUAUUCAGCAGCCUGGUGGUCUGCUAACCCUGUUACGACCCUAACCCUAACCCUGUUACGACCCUAACCCUAACCCUGUUACGACCCUAACCCUAACCCUGUUACGACCCUAACCCACUCUACAGGAGCUAACCCUGUUACGACCCUAACCCUAACCCUGUUACGACCCUAACCCUAACCCUGUUACGACCCUAACCCACUCUACAGGAGCUAACCCUGUUACGACCCUAACCCUAACACGACCCUAACCCUAACCCUGUUACGACCCUAACCCACUCUAUAGGAGCUAACCCUGUUACGACCCUAACCCUAACCCUGUUACGACCCUAACCCUAACCCUGUUACGACCCUAACCCUGUUACGACCCUAACCCUGUUACGACCCUAACCCUAACCCUGUUACAACCCUAACCCACUCUACAGGAGCUAACCCUGUUACGACCCUAACCCUAACCCUGUUACGACCCUAACCCUAACCCUGUUACGACCCUAACCCACUCUACAGGCACUAACCCUGUUACGACCCUAACCCUGUUACGACCCUAACCCUGUUACGACCCUAACCCACUCUACAGGCGCUAACUCUUUCUUGUCCUGUCUAACUGACUAAUCUCGGUGGCCCUUGGUGCUCUCAGGCCUGUGCUUUAGGGUCACGUCAGGGUCAUGUCAGGGUCAGACUGGUCUCUAAGGUGAUGUGUUGUGUUUUCAGGACGCAGGCAGGGAGACAUGCCUCUACCCUCUCCCUGAGCCCCAGGACCUGUUCCAGGCUUCCCAGAUG